CCUGCGUGUGGAGUGGCUGAGCUUAGGGGCAAAGCCCCACCUCCAGUCUUCCCCGCCCCGUGCCUGCUCACCCUGACUGCUCACUCUGGGAUCUGGCUGCUUUUGUCAGCAGAAGCCGGGGUGUGGACGCUGCAGAUGGACCCAAGUUUCUUCACCAUGGGGAUGUGGUCCAUUGGUGCCGGAGCCGUGGGUGCCGCCGCCUUGGCACUGCUCCUGGCCAACACAGACAUGUUUCUGUCCAAGCCUCAGAAAGCCGCCCUCGAGUACCUGGAAGACACAGACCUGAAAACACUGGAGAAAGAACCAAGGACUUUCAAGGCAAAGGAGCUAUGGGAAAAGAAUGGAGCUGUGAUCAUGGCCGUGCGGAGGCCGGGCUGCUUUCUCUGUCGCGCGGAAGCCGCAGACUUGUCCUCCCUGAAGCCCAAGUUGGAUGAGCUGGGUGUCCCCCUCUAUGCUGUGGUGAAGGAACAGGUUGGGACAGAAGUGAAAGACUUCCAGCCCUACUUCAAAGGGGAAGUCUUCCUGGAUGAAAAGAAAAGGUUCUAUGGUCCACAGAAGCGGAAGAUGAUGUUGAUGGGGCUCGUUCGUCUGGGCGUGUGGUACAACUCUUUCCGGGCCUGGAACGGGGGCUUCUCUGGAAACCUGGAAGGCGAAGGCUUCAUCCUCGGGGGAGUUUUUGUGAUGGGAUCAGGAAAACAGGGCAUUCUCCUUGAGCAUCGAGAAAAAGAAUUUGGAGACAAAGUGAACCCACUUUCUGUUCUGGAAGCUGCAAAGAAGGUCAAGCCACAGGUUCAGGCUUCCGAGAGAAACUGAUCACAUGGAACCCUCCUGGCUCACAGAUGGACAUGGGCGCUCACAGACCCGCUUGCACUGUAGUCUCACUGGGAAUCAGUAAUGUGUUUUAAUAGUGUCUUCUGUUUAGGCACAGCAAGGCAGAUAGGCCCUAAACGAAACUGAUAAAAAUUGAAUGAACUCGUGAGAGUCAUUUCAGGAAAGAUCUAUAAAUUUAGGAGGCUUACAGUUAACUUUUGAAUCCAUGACAAAUGCAUAUGGUGUCUGAGCAAUGUUAGCUGGAAUUAUUUUUAUUUUAAAAAUCUAAGAAAAGUUGGAGCUAGGGUUCAGAUUACUGGCAAAGUGCUUGCUUGCCUAACAAACAGGCCCUGAGUCCCAUCCCCAGCAUUGCAACACACACACACACACACACACACACACACACACAAUGUAAGAAAAGUUCAUGAUUAGAGAACAAGGCUUUGGUUUAUGUGUUUCUGUUAAUGACUUGUUAUAUAAUGGCCAAAUAAUAGGCGAAAGGAAUUGAUGUGUCAUUUGAUAGUUUGAUAGAGUUGAAUUAUCAAGUGGAAUUUGUUCUGUUGCCUUCCAUUCUAAACCCAGAGAUUUGUUUUUCAAGAGGCAGUCAGCUCUGGUUCUAAUAAAACCCUGCAUCAGAAA
Jaculus jaculus (lesser Egyptian jerboa) is the source of this 1449-nucleotide messenger RNA. It is a transcript of the gene Prxl2a, whose product is annotated as peroxiredoxin like 2A. The record is from RefSeq and is a predicted model, not a curated record. The transcript has 6 exons. The coding region runs from base 136 to 813 and encodes 225 amino acids. NCBI's taxonomy places the organism in Eukaryota, Metazoa, Chordata, Mammalia, Rodentia, Dipodidae.